CAGAAGAUCUGCCAUGUCACUCCACCAGCUCUCUUGCUCAGAAAAUGUUUUUUCUCACAAUUCUGCUGUUUUCCUACACUCAAAUGUCUCAGCAGAUACAGAAAACUACUGCAAAUGCCAAAGAGAUGCUGUCCAAUCCCAAGCUUGUACCAGUUCAGGGGACUUUGAACGUGGUGAUGAAGCAGAAUGUGACCCUCUCCUGCCUCUCUCAGGCUGGAUCUCCCCCUGUCAGAUACACACUGUUCAAGCACAACCAGCAGGUAUCUGCUGUGAACAGGUCAGACUCGACCCCUGCACUGUUCACGCUGACCAUCAGCUCUGCCAGCGAUGUGGGGGAAUACAAGUGCAAAGCUGAAUAUAACAGCUCCAGUGGUGGAAAAUACAGCAACAGCCUCACCUUCACCCUCAUAGAGCCAAUUUCCAAACCAGUGCUGAGCUCACCCACCUCUCAGGCAAAGAAAGGCCAGAACGUGACCCUGUCCUGCUUCUCAGAGAACGGAUCCCUUCCCAUCACAUAUCUUUUCUUCAAAGGAAAACAGAGCAUUCCUCCCCAAAAGACAAUGCAGAAGAGGGAAGCAGCUGUGAUUUUUCUAUUUCUCGAUUCCCUCAGUGACUUUGGAACCUAUAAAUGCAAAGCUAAUAACAGCUUUCCCAAUAACUCAAAAUACAGCAACAGUUUCAACUUUACACUAGCAGAAGAAAGAAGCCAUUCUCAACCCCUGAUAAUUUCUCUUGGGCUGAUCCUGCUACUACUCAUAAUAGGAUUUGCUCUGGCAAUUCCAUUUUUCAUAAUUCCUUUGUAUAAAGCAAAAAAAUUUAAGUCUACCAGGCCCUCAAUUGGCCUUAGUCCAGCAGUGAAUGCAGAGGAGCCUGAAAAUGAAGUCAUAUACUCAGAGAUUGAGCCUGUUAAACCAGAAGAAGAAUACAUCAACUUUUCUGUUAUUAGGAGAGAAGAGGAAAAAGCAGGGAAGAGGGCAUGUUCUACAGUCUAUUCAAAGGUCCUCAUCAGAGACUGAGUACCAGGUAUGACUUUUUUCUGAUUAACUUAAUCACAUACUUUUAAAGAAUUUUUCAGCCCUCAAAUGUGCUAAAUUCCAGCAAGCUGCAUACAAAGAAAUGAUGUUUAGAUACCAAUUUCCUGGCCUAAUCAGAUUGUAAACAGACAGUGUAGCUCACUUUCUAAGCAAAUCUCAGAGCCAUAAUAUCUAAGAACUUCAACUUUUGAGAUGAAGCAAACAGAUAAGACUUAGAAUUGUAUGUAAAACUUUCACCUAGAUCUAAGUUCCUGAACGUUUAAAAAUUCUGCUAAAGUAGAAACUGGAUUAUUUGCAGACAUAAGAUAAUCAAAAUCAGUGUAACAAAAAAAAGAGAAAACAUUCCUCCCAAUAUACCUUCAAGAAUAGCAAUUUCUCAGUUCAACAGUACUUCAGCUCUCAGGGUAGGGAUAGGUUGCUAAAAUUAAUUUUGGGACAGUUGACUUCAAAAUAAAUUCUGUAUCCUGCUACAGGCUGUUUCUAAGAUGGUGCUGGGUUGCUUUAAUACCAAUCCAUAGCCCCCUUAUUUAGAAUUCCAUGAGUUCAGAAAUCUCAUUAUGCUAACCUUGAUUAUAUCCAGCAUAAAUCCUCUUCACUGCAAUUAUUAUUGUUGCUACAAAUAAUUCAUUUAUAGCUAAGUGAGCACCAUGUUAGUAGAAGAUUUUAAGGCAAGUUCUUGUGUUUCAUGACACUGAUGCCUAUCAGAGGCAGGGGCCUUGCAGCACAAACCUUCAGCACUCUACACAGGGACUGAACAAGCUGUACAGGCACUGGAAAUCUAGACAAGAUCAGAAAUACGCAGCUUUGUAUCUCUGCAAACUCUUCUAUCUGAUUUUAACCACUGUGCUUAGCUACAGGAAAAAUAUCAUCACACAUUAGUCUUUUUCCACCAUUU
Catharus ustulatus (Swainson's thrush) is the source of this 1929-nucleotide messenger RNA. RefSeq names its product mast cell immunoglobulin like receptor 1 (gene MILR1). The coding region runs from base 45 to 1016 and encodes 323 amino acids. The record is from RefSeq and is a predicted model, not a curated record. Gene Ontology annotation, molecular function: transmembrane signaling receptor activity. NCBI's taxonomy places the organism in Eukaryota, Metazoa, Chordata, Aves, Passeriformes, Turdidae. Gene Ontology annotation, biological process: cell surface receptor signaling pathway. The transcript is spliced from 8 exons.